Molecule: messenger RNA, 1662 nt
Organism: Caenorhabditis briggsae
Lineage: Eukaryota; Metazoa; Nematoda; Chromadorea; Rhabditida; Rhabditidae
Gene: Cbr-spe-26
Product: Protein CBR-SPE-26
Exons: 6
Coding region: 1-1662 (553 amino acids)
Molecular function (GO): protein binding
Source: RefSeq, a predicted model, not a curated record
AUGCGGUUCUGCAACACACAAUUUGUAUCAAUCGAGAGAUCGGACGUGGCAAUUGUGUCAAAAGAUGGACAUCGUUUCGAAGUGAAACUUGCUGAAUCUGAGAUUGCAAGAGAAUUGAAUUGUCUCGGAGCAGUCAGUCCACGAGCACUACAGAAAAAUAUUUUGGUACCUUUCUCGACUAAUACGGUAGUUGAAUACUUACUCGGAUUGAACAAUGUUUCUGAUUGUAUCGAAGAAAAAAGUUGGUUUGGUCUUGAAAAGGCAUUGGAAGAGAUUGCUGGAUUCGGAAGUCAACCGAAUUAUCCUAACAUUCUAACAAUCAAAAACGCAAUAUGUGAUCAUAUGCUGUCUACAUUAUCAGAUCGCAACUGUUUUCUUCUUCACAAAAAAUUACGUCAAUUUGAUUGCCACAUUCAUGCGAACAAAACUGUUGAGUACAUUCUCUACAACUUGGUCAGAAUGGUAACUGUCGAUAAGAUUGUUGAUGUAGAAUUCUUCCGUUUACCAGUGGAAGAACUAGCUGAACUUUUGAACAACGAUGAGAUCAACAUAGAUAGAGAAGUGAAAAUUGUGGAGGUUAUUGGGAAAUGGAUAGCUGCGGACUUCGUAAAUCGCGACAAGUUUCGUCCGAUGCUGAUGCAUACUGUCCGAUUGAUGGCUUUGGAUGAAGAGGCUGCAAAGCAACUAUCUGAAUAUCGUCUCUCCAUGCAACAACCUCGUAAAACUCGUGAUAUUCUGUUAGCCGUUGGAGGAUGGCUCCAUAGGCAAGCAUGUGAUAGAAUCGAUUGGUUUGACCCGGAAGCUAGAGAAUGGAAAGUGUCUCAACAACGAUUGCCGAUGCCUCUUGCUUAUCAUGGAGCUGCAAUUCUCGGUGACGAGCUCUACGUCUUCGGAGGAUCAAACGGAACGCGUACUCGAUGUGAAACCUGGAAGAUGUCAACGAAGACGUGGCAGUGGGAGAAGUGUGAUAAUAUGCUGGAACCGAGAAACUACAUUACGAAUAGUUCAGUGGUGUACGAUGGAAAGAUUUAUGUAUUCGGUGGACAGAACUGGAGAGAAAUUACACGGGCUUCAUUGAGAAGUAAAACUGGAGAGAUGUAUGAUCCGAAAACCAACAAGUGGACUGCAACUGGAAACCUUCAUGAUAUGCGUUCGGAUUGUGCAGCCGCUGUAUUUGAUAAUCAAAUCUAUGUUUCUGGAGGAUUCAACGACCUACCUUAUCCAAUUACUGGUCACUGUCUAGUCACUCAUCAAGAACGUUUAUUCAUCGUCGGAGGAUUCAAUGGAAUGGAACGAAUGAAUAAGAUUUGGAUGUGGCAUCGGAAUGGAGAAUGGCAGGAGCUUCCUGAGAGACUAGUUCUUGGAAGAUCAACAAGUGCCGCUGUUUCUUACAAAGGAUGGUUGUUCUCGAUUGCGGGCUACACCGAAAGAGUCGAGGCUACCUGUGAAAUAAUGCUUCCUACUCCAGAUGCGGCUCGCUUCGGUUCGAUUCCUCCGCUUCCAAAAGCUAAAAGUGCUCUGAAAGUUCUACAAGCAUCAAAUUGGAGAAGUCAUUUAGAAAAUAGAGGAAUCGAUGAUGUGAACUAUGCAAUAUCUGAUUCGGAUUCGGAAUAUGAUGGUGCAUCGAAUUCUUUCAUGUCUCCAUCUUCUGCGAACAUUUGA